AUGAAACAGAUUGACACAGGAAUGACAAGCGAGGUUUGGGCAGUUAAUCAUAACGAUGAUGUAUUCCGUUUAAAACCAGACAGGACUUGGGAAAAUAUUGAAGGAAAAAUAAAACAUGUCACCGCUGGUGAAUCAGGUAUUAUUAUAGUUUAUAUUCUUGCCUCAUUGCAUCAAUGUCGUUAUACUAGAGCUUUGGUAGAAAAUGCAAUUUGAACAAAACUAUACUGUGCAAGCAAUGUGGUAUAACAAGAAAACUCAAAAUGACGACUGUGUUCAGGGUCGCUGAAAGGGGGUGGGGAUGUGCGUUGGACACUUGGGCCCGGGAUUCCAGAUCACAAGUGGCCUUCAAAGCGAUCAAAGCACUUAAAUUUCUUGAUAGAAGAUUGCUUAACUGAAAAAGUGAAUUCUUUCUGCGUUACUGCUAGAUAAUUAUGCAAUAACGUGUAAGAUAUUGUAAAACACCGCUCUCCAGUUUUACAAUUAUGGCGUUAUAGGGCCCGCUGAACCUCUCGGCGGCCCUGACUGUGCUUAACAGUAUUAUAAUAUUUGGCUUUAGAUUGCGGAAUAUAUUUUUUCUGAUUACAAUACAUUUGUCACGAUAUAAAACAUACCGCAGUAUUUCCAGUGAGGCAGUCGUGUAUACUCAUAAGGCAGAAGUCUCGUCAGAUAUUCCGUCCGAAGAAAGUUGUGAAUGAUGACUUUAUUGCCGUUAAUGCAGCUGCUUUGCAUUCCCAGAGAUUCUCACUUCGUGGAAUUAUAUGACGCCAAGAUUUUUACUAUGAUUUACUUUGGGCCGAAAUUGGAAAGUAAAUGGUUGUGAUGAUAUCUAUUCUAUAUAUUUUAAAUUUUGCUUCCUCUAAAAUAUAUCUGCGAACACUAUCGAAAGCGAGGCCAUUUUGGUUUGGUCGCGUUUCCAUAUUUCGUAUUCUUAUUUUGAUACCAUGAAGUCAUAGCGUUUAAUAUUAUUUUUCAUAUAUCAACAUUAUGCAGUUACUCUAUUUAGUGUUAUAUCAACAGUAUUCAGUUGAUAUGACGACUUUACAGUUCGUUCGGUGCUUGCCAAUCAAAAAUCAUGAAUUCUUUUAAAAAGUAAUUAUUUAGUGUUUUUUUUACAGCAAGAAUGCGACAAAUACAAAUGCAAAUUUCUAUAUAAUGUACUUUCUAAUUUUCAAACUUACGAGUUACGAGUUAGGCCAAAAAAAAAUAUGUGGGUUUCCGAUUUCCCGACCCUACCUAGCUUUUGGACGACGGAAUCCCGACCCUAAACUUUUUAUUGGAUCAUGCUUGUAAGUGUUUCCAUUUGGAGGAAAACGUUUGUGAAAAAUGGAAAUUUGAGGCAAUAUUAGGGAAAUUUAUCUUUGAAUGUGGAAGCGCUGACUAAACAAAAUGGCGUCCUGUUGUUAGGAAAAUUAAAAAGAAAGUUUAAAAAAAAAAGAAAAAAGUCAAAACCGACCUACCCUACCUAAGUUUUUACAAGAAGAAAUAGGAAACCCACAUACUUUUUUUUGGCCUUAUUGCAAAAAUGUUUACGGCCUGUUGAUAUUAGGGAUUCGUCAUCAUACUUGGGCCAUUGUGUCCAAAAUUUCAGGAAACAAUUAACAUUUUUAUUACCUAUUAAUAAAAUGAAUGGGCUUGUAGUUGAUGUGUUGUUUGUAAAGUUAUGAUUGCAAACUGUGCAUGAAAAAAUCCCCCAGCUCCGUUAUAUUCUCAAUAAAACGCGAACGCGGACGUGCAGACGAACUGACCGUGUCUUAUCAUAUCAUUUAUCCAAGGAUGACAAGUAUAUGUGCUCACCCUCAAAUGCGUCCAUCCACAACUGCGUAUACGUUAUACAUAAAAUUAAUUAUUUUAGGUAUAUGGGGUGUAGAUGCAAACAAUGACGUUUAUCAUUAUUUCCACUCGGCAAAAUGGAAACACGUUCCAGGUAUUAAACUCAAACAGAUUGAUUCCGGUCCCGAAGGAAUUGUUGUAGGAGUAACUGAGAGCAACGAAGGUUAUUACCGCACUGGAGUGAUUAACUCUAACCACGUGGGGAAUAAAUGGGUGAAAAUUGAUGGCAGUUUGAGUUAUGUUAGCUGUGGAGUGUUGGGGUGCUGGGGAAGUGAUAGCAGAGGACAUGUUUAUUAUAUUGACGGUAUUUCCAGGCGUAAUUGUGCGGCUGCCAGUUUGGUGUCAAUUGAUGGACGAAUGAAACAAAUUGAAGUUGGAGAAGUAGGUGAUGUGUAUGCUAUUAACUCUGAUGGGAAUUUACAUGUACGUCUGGAGGUAUCAGCAGCGAACGUUUUUGGUACGGAAUGGAAGCUUUUGCGUGAAGCGUCUUAUGUCACAACUGGAUGGGCUGGACAAUAUGUGCUGGUUGACGGUUUUCUUUACCAGUCGUCAGGUAAGCAUGUUUAGCGACUGAAAAGUUAGAACAUCUAUGGCUUGCAACAAAUUGAACUUAUACUUUCUUAAUUGGUCUUUUUAUCGGGAUUUGAGCCGAGCGAUAUCUGGUUGGGAAGGGAGAAGGGUCGGGUGUACCAAAAAAAUGGAACACCGACACCAGUAUUUUUAUUAUAAAAAUGCCGGCGACGGGUGGAAUGGAGGUCGACUUUAUUUUGCGAAAAUAAAGCCUCCCAAAAAAAUUUUCAAAACAUUAUCUUGCUACAAUGAGCGAUUAAAAAUGCUUCUUCACACCUUUUUUCGAACUCAAUGUUUCUGAAUAUUCCUUAAUAUUUAACACGUUCCGCAAUUUCAGCAUUCCGGAGCCUCCUCUGUGGAAGUUGGGCCCCCUUUCUUGACUUUUCUUUGUGUUACAUCCCCACAAUGUUUCACAAUAUUUUUCUCUAAAAGCCGCUGCAUCAUUUUUUUUAUUACUUUAGUUCUCAAAGUGAAAUUAUUUUUUCAGAUGAUGAAGGCCUUUUGCGUACCUCAAAGGGAAAUCUUUUACCACAUGACACAAGUUGUAGGGCAUCAUCAUGCGUGCAAACUUGUUUUAUCGCGGGUGAUAUCCGAGUUAACGAUCAGCAAGCACUAACAGCUUUCCAUACUCUUUUCCUUCGCGAACAUAACCGCAUUGCAAAACAAUUAAGGACAUUAAACAGACACUGGGAUGGUGAAACGAUUUUUCAGGAAACCAGAAAAAUUGUUGGAGGUGUAAAACAAAAGAUCGUCUAUGAAGAUUACCUGCCUAUUCUUCUUGGAACAGAUGCUUUACCUGCCUAUACGGGCCACAAGGAAGAUGUUAAUCCGGGCAUAUUCAAUGCGUUUACUCUUGCAUACAGACUUGGACACAGCAUGAUCAGGUCAAAGUUUGAUUUAUUGAACGCUAAUUUUGAUCCAAUUGUCCCAGCCGUGAAACUCAGAUUCCUGUUCUUUAACAGUACUACUGUGAAUUCCUAUGGUGUCGAGCCAAUACUGUUGGGGCUUGUUGGUAAUAUUUCUGAACGGGUGGAUACGCAUCUGACAAAAGAGAUCACAGAACAUUUAUUUCAACGCGGAAACAAGCACGGAGAAAAUCUUGCUGCCUUGAAUAUACAACGCUCCCGGGACCACGGCCUUCCAGGCUACAAUGCAUACAGAGAAUUUUGCGGUCUUUCAAAGGCAGCAACGUUUGAAAACACUUCAAACGAAAUACAGGAUCCGGGAAACAGACGUAUCUUGAAAGAAUUAUACAAUGAUGACCCCAGUCUAGUUGAAUUGUGGGUGGCUGGUAUUUCAGAAACCCCUGUUCAAGGCGCUGUGGUCGGUCCAACAUUGCGUUGUGUUGUCGGCGAACAGUUCAGGCGAGGAAGAGAUGGUGAUCGAUUCUUCUACGAACACAAGGGUAUUUUCACUCCAUUCCAACUAGAAGAGAUUAAGAAAGCUUCCAUCUCGCGCAUUUACUGCGAUAAUGUAAAUGGGAUCGUAUCAAUACAAAGAAAUGCGUUCAGAUCAUCAGUAAACCAACGUAGGCCUACAUGCUCAGAAAUACCAGGAAUGUCACUUUGCGCUUGGAAAGGUAAAUAAUUCAAUAAAUUUGUUUGAUAAGCAAAGCUAGGGUAAAGAGCAAACGUGAUUGGUCCGAUUUGCGAUCAUGUGGCUUUACAUAAAUGCAAUGUAUUCCGCCGGACAACAAGUGAGGAAUUGUUGACGUAUAGAAAUAAACAAAAUGACGACACAACAUGCAAGUUUUUAUAAACUACGAUUUUCAAAGUUUGUUUUAAAAUAAAGAAUGCACAACAUGUAACAGGUUAUGCUACUGAAACCGUAUUUUAAACUCAUUUUCACUACAGUGUUUUUCAGUCUUGAAAUAUGCAAUAUUUCUAUACUUGCUAUCUUAUAACAAAACACUUAAAUAAUUUAAUGCCUGUCCCCUCGUGAAAUAGUAGUUUUGUUUCCUCUCAGAUCUCGAUGUUUCCAGCUCGACUUCUUCUCGACAUAUUAACUCGUUAACACGCGCAGAAGGUCAAAAGAUGCUAGUUUUUGUAGCGAAGGAAAACAUCGAAAGCCAGAGUUUAACAUUCACAAAAAGCAAGCAAAAUUACUGAAGAAAAUAAACUUGCUUUUACUCAGAAAGAUUUAGAAGAUAA
This is a messenger RNA of Paramuricea clavata, 4550 nucleotides long. The record is from the annotation of a GenBank genome assembly. NCBI's taxonomy places the organism in Eukaryota, Metazoa, Cnidaria, Anthozoa, Malacalcyonacea, Plexauridae.